AUGGCGCCCCUCCGUGCCCUGUGGUUGUCCUGGGCCCUGCUCAGAGUGGCAGCGGCAUGCCCAGAGCCUUGCGCCUGCGUAGACAAGUACGCUCACCAGUUCGCCGAUUGCGCCUACAAGGAGCUGCGCGAGGUCCCCGAAGGACUGCCUGCCAACGUGACCACGCUAAGCCUGUCGGCCAACAAGAUCACCGUGCUUCGACGCGGGGCAUUCGCCAACGUCACGCAGGUCACGUCGCUGUGGCUGGCGCACAAUGAGGUGCGCACCGUGGAGCCGGGCUCCCUGGCCGUGUUAAGCCAGCUGAAGAACCUCGACCUGAGCCACAACCUCAUCUCCAGCUUCCCGUGGAGCGACCUUCGCAACCUGAGCGCGCUGCAGUUGCUCAAGAUGAACCACAACAACCUGGGCUCGUUGCCCCGGGACGCUCUCGGAGCGCUGCCGGACCUGCGUUCGCUGCGCAUCAACAACAACCGCCUGCGCACGCUGGAGCCCGGCACCUUCGACGCGCUGAGCGCGUUAUCGCACCUACAGCUUUAUCACAAUCCCUUUCACUGCGGCUGCCGCCUGCUAUGGCUGCAGGCCUGGGCCGCUAGCACCCGGGUCUCCCUACCCGAGCCAGACUCCAUCGCUUGCGCCUCGCCCCCAGCGCUGCAAGGCGUGCCAGUGCACCGCCUGCCCGCCCUACCCUGCGCGCCGCCCAGCGUACUUCUGAACGCAGAACCAGUACCCGAGGUGCCUGGCGCCCCUCUACGUGCCGGCCUGACGUUCUUGGCGCACUGCGUGGCCGAAGGACACCCCACGCCCCGCCUGCAGUGGCAACUCCAGAUCCCCGGUGGCACAGUCGUCUUGGAGCCGCCGGUCCCGAGCGGGGAGGACGACGGGAACGAGGCGGCGAACCCGAAGGGUGAAGGAGACGGGGACGCGCCCACGCCGACGACGAUGGAGGCUCCAACAUCGCCUCCACCCCCAGCUUGGCCCGUGCCCCCGGCCACUCCUCGUUUCUUGGCCCUCGCCAACGGCUCCCUGUUGGUACCGGUGCUCAGUGCCAAGGAGGCGGGCAUCUACACCUGCCGCGCGCACAAUGAGCUGGGCACCAACUCAACUUCCAUGCGCGUGGCGGUGACUGCAGCCGGGCCCCCCAAACACGCUCCCGGCGCUGAGGGAGAAGCAGACGGACAGACUCCGACCUCUGGGCGCAAAUCUACUGCCAAGGGCCGAGGUAACAGCGUCCUGCCUUUUAAGCCCGAAGGCAAAACCAAAGGCCGCGACGGCCAAGCCAGAGUCGCUGUCCUCGGGGAGGCGGAGCCGAUGCAGGAGGAGGAGGAGGAGACCGAGGCAGGUGAGGAAGAGGAGGCCGAAGACUCGAUUCCUGAAGACGCGGCGGAGAAGCAGCACUGCGGCCAUGGAGACCCGUCCCGGUACGUGUCCAACCACGCGUUCAACCAGAGCGCGGAGCUCAAGCCGCACGCCUUCGAACUGGGCGUCAUCGCGCUGGAUGUGGCAGAGCGCGAGGCACGAGUGCAGCUGACGCCGCUGGCGGCGCGCUGGGGUCCCGGGCGGCGACCCCUGCGUCUGCUCUACCUGUGUCCGGCGGGCGGCGGCGCGGCGGUGCAGUGGUCGCGCGUGGAGGAGGGCGUCAACGCCUACUGGUUCCGCGGGCUGCAGCCCGGCACCAACUAUUCCGUAUGCCUGGCGCUGGCGGGCGAGGCCUGCCACGUGCAAGUCGUGUUCGCCACCAAGAAAGAGCUGCCCUCGCUGCUGGUCAUCGUGGCGGUGAGCGUGUUCCUGCUGGUGCUGGCCACCGUGCCCCUGCUGGGCGCUGCUUGCUGCCAUCUGCUGGCCAAGCACCCGGGCAAGCCCUACCGCUUGAUUCUGCGGCCGCAAGCCCCAGACCCCAUGGAGAAGCGCAUCGCCAACGACUUCGACCCCCGGGCCUCCUACCUCGAGUCGGAGAAGAGUUUCGGGGCGGGUGGCGAGGCCGGCGGUGAAGAGCAGGGGGAGGCCCCGGAGGAGAUCCUAGAAGAAGAGGAGGAGCAGGGGGACCCCAGCGGAGGCUUGCAGAGGGAGGAGAGCCUGGCGGCCUGCUCGCUGGCGGAGUCCCAGUCUAAGGUGAACCAGGAGGAGUUCGAGGCAGGCUCUGAGUACAGCGACCGGCUGCCCUUGGGCGCCGAGGCCGUCAACAUCACGCCGGAGAUUAACGGCAAUUACAGGCAGACGGCGGGCUAA
Messenger RNA from Ochotona curzoniae (black-lipped pika), 2226 nucleotides. It is a transcript of the gene ISLR2, whose product is annotated as immunoglobulin superfamily containing leucine rich repeat 2. Gene Ontology annotation, cellular component: cell surface. The transcript has a single exon. Gene Ontology annotation, biological process: positive regulation of axon extension. NCBI's taxonomy places the organism in Eukaryota, Metazoa, Chordata, Mammalia, Lagomorpha, Ochotonidae. Gene Ontology annotation, molecular function: protein binding. Bases 1 to 2226 code for a protein of 741 amino acids. The record is from RefSeq and is a predicted model, not a curated record.